Schistocerca piceifrons (Central American locust) is the source of this 543-nucleotide messenger RNA. Its product is annotated as trypsin-3-like. Gene Ontology annotation, biological process: proteolysis. The transcript is spliced from 4 exons. The record is from RefSeq and is a predicted model, not a curated record. Gene Ontology annotation, molecular function: serine-type endopeptidase activity. Bases 1 to 543 code for a protein of 180 amino acids. NCBI's taxonomy places the organism in Eukaryota, Metazoa, Arthropoda, Insecta, Orthoptera, Acrididae.
AUGUCGGUGGUGUCCGGCACGACUCGCCUCAACGAGGGCGGCACUCGCCACAAGCUGCAGGCGGCCAUCGUCCACCCGGGCUACGACGUGGACGACUCGUGGCUCCACGACAUCGCCCUCAUCAAGGUUGUGGAGCCGUUCCAGCUGGACGGGGUGAAGGUCGCCGCAGCGACGCUGCCGCAGCAGGGGCAGCCCGUGCAAGACGAUGACGUCGCCAUAGUUGUCGGCUGGGGGCUCGUGCAGGAGACGGACACGCAGCCGUCGGAGCGCCUGCAGAAGGCCGAGCUGCGCAUCGUUAACCAGGUGGAGUGCCAGUGCGCCUACAAGAGCGUGGGCGAGCAAGUGCACGACACCAACCUGUGCGCCGGCGUGCUGCAAGGUGGCAUCGGCGCGUGCCAGGGGGACUCCGGCGGCCCGCUGUUCGUGGACGGCGUGCUGGUGGGCCUGACGUCCUUCUCUCUGGGCUGCGCCCGGCCCAACUUCCCCGCCGUCUUCACUCGCGUCGCCUCCUACAUCGACUGGAUAAAUCAGCACGUACAGUGA